Sphaerulina musiva SO2202 is the source of this 3497-nucleotide messenger RNA. Its product is annotated as SNF2_N-domain-containing protein. Gene Ontology annotation, molecular function: ATP-dependent chromatin remodeler activity; ATP binding. Gene Ontology annotation, cellular component: cytoplasm. The transcript is spliced from 2 exons. NCBI's taxonomy places the organism in Eukaryota, Fungi, Ascomycota, Dothideomycetes, Mycosphaerellales, Mycosphaerellaceae. Bases 179 to 3481 code for a protein of 1100 amino acids. The record is from RefSeq and is a predicted model, not a curated record.
GCCCACUGCUGCACCUCACGUCCUGGAGCCACCACGACGACAGCGUGCACCGCGCUUCAAGCCGCUCAACACGCUCCAAUCGUCUCGCACGCCGGAAUUCGCACGCUGCUCUCCACACCUUACUGGCCCGCUGGACGGCUUGCUAGACACCCCGCAUAUACACGAAAGUGGUAGUGAUAUGGUCCGCGAGCGCAGUCCCAGUCGGACAUCAUCCGGCCACUACCUAUUGCCUCAGAAGCACGAUCGACAGCCUUUGGCCAAUACAUCCGCUAAGAUGCAGUCGCCCGGACCAAAUAGACGCCCCGAUGAUGAACGGCUUGCGAAGCCUGGGAUAGACAGCCCGGAGUUUGGCAAGGCGAGUCCCCUGAGAAAUCCGCUGAAGAAAGCGGCGCCGAGUGUGUUCGUGCCCAAGAGCCGACCUGCGCCGACCCGCACAACGAAUACUGGGAAUCGCAUGCCCAGCGGUGCAGGUGGUGCUGCUGCUGCCCACCAAAGCACGUCAAGCACCAGCGAAUUUCAGCAUCGGAGCCUAUCAGGAUCCACGACCGUCCCAAUACCCACCAAUAAUCCGUUGCGAACGAUUCCUCCAGCACCACGCCCGACGUUCUCUGCUGCCGUCGCAAGCGUCAAUCCAUACCAAACAUAUGUCCCGCCACGCCAGGUGAUCGAUUUGACACGGCCACAGCCACGGGCCCCCUCCCAGCGAAUCGAAUUGUCGGAUAGUGACUCUGACUCUGACGAUCGAUUUGACCCAGAUGCACAAAUUCGAGCCAAUGCAGGACAGUUUGGCGCCCCUGAUCCAUACAUGUAUCUCGAUUCUAAUACGGCCAACGAGGAUAUGAAGAAGCUUCUGGAAGCUGCAUUCGAUGACGACAGUGAGAAGGGCAAGACGCGAUUGCGAUCGCGGGUCAAGAAGGUGGUUCAGCAGCGAAACGACAGCAGUCAGACUAAGAGCUUGGUGGACAAACUCGCUGCACUGGAUGUAAAGGACGUCAAGACUUCGGAGCAGGAGGAAGACGAGGACGAAGAGGAAGAUGGCACUGUGGACGGUCUGACGGUGAAGCUACUGCCACAUCAGGUCGAGGGCGUCUCUUGGAUGAUUGACAAAGAGAUUGGCAAGACCAAGACGAGAGGUGUACUGCCCAAGGGGGGCAUUUUGGCAGAUGACAUGGGUCUUGGUAAGACAGUGCAAUCGCUGACGCUGAUCCUAACGAACCCUCGGCCAGCGCUGGACGCGAAGCCAGAACACAAAGGGCAGAAGCUGCCCAGUAAGGAGGUCGGCCAUGCCACGUUAGUAGUGGCGCCUUUGGCUCUGAUCAAGCAGUGGGAGGGAGAGCUCAAGAGCAAGGUUCACAGGAGUCACGCCCUGAGGGUUCUGGUCCACCAUGGUCCUAGUCGCGCAAAGAACAGUGCAGAACUGAAAAAGUAUGACGUGGUGAUCACAACUUACCAGACGCUCACUUCGGAGCAUGCGGGAUCAGACAUGACGAAGGAGAAUGGAAGACGAGUGGGCUGCUUUGGCGUGCACUGGUAUCGUCUGAUGCUUGAUGAGGCGCACAGCAUCAAGAAUCGGAGUGCCAAAUCAACUCAGGCAUGCUGCGCCUUGAAUGCGUGGUAUAGAUGGUGCCUGACUGGCACCCCGAUGCAGAAUAAUCUGGACGAGCUGCAAUCACUCAUCAAGUUCCUGCGCAUCAAGCCAUACUGCGAAUUGCCAAAAUGGAAAGAAUCCAUCACUCAGCCCAUGAAGAAUGGUCGAGGCGGACUUGCGAUGCAGAGGCUCAAUGUCUUUCUCAAGGCUUUCAUGAAGCGUCGCACCAAGGACAUUCUGAAGAAAGACGGGGCACUAAAUUUUGGUGGCAAGUCGAACGAAGAGGGGGGCGCAACCAAUGGCGGCAUGCAAAUUGUGAAGCGUGAGGUUCUGACGGUGCAGUGCGACUUCGACCCUGUGGAAAAGCAGUAUUAUGACCGCUUGCAGGCUCGCGCCGAUAAGCGUUUGGAACAAAUGGAAAGGUCAGGCCAGAAUGACUACAUUGGUGCUCUCGUCCUGCUGUUGCGGUUGCGGCAGAUGUGCGACCAUCCACAGCUGAUCGAGCGGGCCAUGUACAAAGACAAGGAUGCAAUCACCACGGGAAUGCCAGCAGCUUCGAAAGCAAAAGAUGGCGGAGAUGCAAUGGACGCUCUGACGGCACUGAUGGGAGGUGUCACCGUGGAGGCAAAGAAUUGCGAUGUCUGUCAGAUUAAGCUGUCUGCUUCAGAGGCACGAGAAGGUGCUGUCCGGUGUGGCGAGUGUGAGGGCGACCUGUUGGCCUUGAAAGAAGCUCAAGAUGGCAAGAAACCGAAGCAGUCAAAUGGCAAGCGCGUGAAGAAGCCGACUAAGGCCGCGGAAGACGUCGAGCACCAGCCACGGCGGGCUCGAAACCGCAAAGUGAUCGUCGAUAGCGAUGAUGAGGACGAGCCAGGAGAGUGGAUCGGCGAAGGUCCUGAGCGAAAGAUCGAUCUCGGCUCAGAUGACGAGGACGCUGAUGGGGGCGGAGAGUCAUUGAACACACUCGACUCGGAGCGCAGUGAGGAUGAUGAUAGUGAAAUUGAGGACUCUCCGUCACGCGCUCGCAAGUUGAAGGUAGUAAAUUCGGACGAUGAAACAGAGGAGUCGAUUGCAGAUGGAGACGAAGAAGACGACGACACCGACGUGAGCAGCGAGGAAGAAGACAAUGAUUCGGACUCGGAUCAGAGUGGUGUCCUUGAAGGUAUGGGCAGCAUGGGCCGGUCGGAACAUGCGCCUUCGACCAAGAUUCGCCAGCUGCUCCGCAUUCUGCACACGGAAAGUCCCAACCACAAGACAAUUGUCUUCUCGCAAUUCACGACCAUGCUUGACCUCAUCGAACCGCAUCUCGAACACGCUGGCAUACGAUUCGUUCGCUAUGACGGAAGCAUGCGACCAGAUGCUCGUGAACAAUCGCUCAAGUCGCUUCGCAACGACAAGAGAACGCGAGUGUUGCUCUGCUCGCUCAAGUGCGGGUCACUUGGACUCAACCUGACAGUAGCGUCCCGGGUAGUGAUUGUCGAGCCAUUCUGGAAUCCUUUCGUGGAGGAGCAAGCCAUCGACCGUGUGCACCGGCUCAACCAGACUGUGGACGUCAAAGUCUUCCGGCUCACCAUCCGUGAUAGCGUGGAGGAGAGGAUCCUGGAAUUGCAGGAGAAGAAGAGGGAGCUUGCCAGUGCCGCUAUAGAAGGCGGUAAGGGCAUGGGCAACCUCAGCAUGAAGGACAUUCUGGGUUUGUUCAAGCAUGAUGCUGAGACCGACGAACAUGCAAACGACCGAGAGUAUUGGGCCAAGUUUGGCGGCGAAGAGACAUUAUUGAAUAGGCCCAACAACAGUAGCAAUAGCACCACGACAUGGGAACGAGCGGACCGGCUAGUAGCAAAGGCGCCGGUACGGAAGAGAGUGCAGGAGAGUGAAUUGUAUGGCAGGAGAUGGUGACCGGCGAAACGAUAAU